Prorocentrum cordatum is the source of this 3346-nucleotide messenger RNA. Lineage: Eukaryota; Dinophyceae; Prorocentrales; Prorocentraceae. The record is from the annotation of a GenBank genome assembly.
AUGCUCGCCCUGGGCUCGCGCAACAGGUCGCGGGAGCUGCCCAAGGACCUGGCUUCGCAGGCCCUCACGCCGCAGCAGGCGGACCGCCUGAGCGCCGUCGUGGAGGCCCUGAAGCUCCGCCUCUGCAUCUCCGUCGCGGGCGCCCGGGCCCUGCGGGGCCAGCUGGGCGUCGGCGCGGGCGCCCACGACCCCGAGGAGGCCGAGUGCGAGGAGCAGGAGCCGCCGACGCCGCUGGGCCCGCCGCCGCCGCUGCACAGCCUCGACUCGGUGCCGUCGGUCGAGACGCCGGAGCCGCCCUCGGUGUCCACCCGGGGCUCGGGGCGCGCGGAGCCCGCGGUGUGCAGCGCCGACGAGUUCCGGCGGCAGCUGCUGCAGGAGCUGCGGCCGCCGCCCGGCCGGCAGGACGCCGGCGAGUUGGGCGCCUCGGGCGCCGGCGGCGGCCCGUCCCCCCGGCUCACGGAGCUCCUGUACCACGAGCUCUGCGCCAGCUCCGCGGCGAGGCUGCGGGAGAUCCAUGAGGAGAUCGUCGGGGACGCCAUAGCAGCGUGCCUCGGGCCAGUGGACACAGGGCAGGGCCUGGUCGAGGCCCUCGAGGCGGAGCUCGACAGGCUGCUGUGGGAGCGGAAGGAGGUCGAGCUGGUGUUUCAUGCCUGGCUGUCUGGCGCGGAGCAGCUGUGCGAGAGUCUCACGCAGGCCCGGGUGCAGAUCGCGGCGCGCAAGGCGCAGGAGGCCUUCCGGGGCGACAAGCUCGCCGCCGACGACGUGCUCGCCCUGGCGCGCGCCUUCGAGGACCACCACCGCGCGCUCGCCGGCGGCGCCGGCCCGGUGCUCCUGGGAGCCCCCGGCGUGGAGGCCUCUGUGGCCGCCCACCGCGAGCGGCAGCUGGAGGCACACCUGCUGCACACCGUGCUCGCGAAGAGCAGGGAGUGGCUGCCGCUGCGCAGCAAGGGCACCAUGAGCAGGCGCUGGGCCGGGCGCGCCGCGGCCGCGCUGCUGCACCGGAGCUUCCACGCCGCGCUCCUCGCGCUCGCGGAGGGCGCGGCGGAGGGCGGCGCCGGCGCGCCCGAGGCCGCGGGGGCGCUGGAGGCGGUGCGGGAGGCGCUGCGGGACUUCAGACCGCUGAAGUACGACAAGGACUGCAACUUCCUGCUGUACUUUUCUGGCAGGCUGGGGCGGCUGCUGGCGAGGCCCCCGCGCCCAGUCGCGGUGGUGCUGACGAGCUCCCACGGGGCGGGGUACUGCUCCGCGGCCCGGGGCCUCGAGGCGAGCCUGUCGGGCAAGGGCCUCGAGGUCCACGUGGUGGACCUGUCGAGGGACGCGGGCUCCUUGGAGUUCGAGCUCGUGGGCCAGCUGCGGCAGCGCGCGGGGCCCCCCGAGAACAAGCAGUGCACCGCCUUCGAGGACCUGCUCGCGAGGCGGCAGCUGGCUGGGGCGGCCAGCGGUGCGGGGAAGGAGCCGGGCGCUGCGCUGGACGACCCAGACGACACCGGGAAGGCGGACGGCGGGAGGUCCGGCAUCGCGGGCCCGAUACGGUCGCCGGACCAUGACAGCAUUUUCAAGAGGAUGCUGCGCGGGCACUUCCUGAGCCUGCGCCCCGCCCUCGUGGUCACGGUCUACCACGCGGACCUGAACCCGAUCCUCGCCCUGUGCGAGGAGCUCGGCUCCCUGCCGCUGAUCCACCUGUCGCCGGGCCUGGAGGCGAGGAUCUGGGAGGUGUUCGGCAGGGCCGCGCCGAUCUACCCGAAGUUCAGCGCGGGGGUGCCCUUCGACGUGCCGCUGUCCUGGGAGACCCUCUUCCCGCUCUCCACGCACCAGGUCUUCCUCGCCGGAUACCCCGUGCGCCCCGAGUUCCUGCGCCCCGCCCCCACGCGCGCCGAGUGGGAGGCGCUCAGGCGGCGGCGUGGCCUGCGGGAGGACGAGCACGUGGUGCUGGCGAUGGUGGGACACGGCGCCCAGGAGGCGGCGUGGCCGCAGCUGCUGGCGAGCUCCGCCGCCUGGGGCCUGACGUGCAGCGCCAGGGACGUGCUGCCGCGGCCGCCGCGCGGCCCCGCGGACCCCCGCGCCGCGGGCCGCGCCGACAGCGGCGGGAGCAGCCCGCGCUCCCCCGGCGCGCGCGACGGCCCGGCGCGCGCCUGCGCCGGCGGGCCCGCCGGCCUGCCGCCCGGGCCCGCGGCGGGGCCGGCGGGCGCCGCCCAGCAGUCUGGGCGGCUCGGCCUGCUCGGCGGCGCCGCCGGCCGCGGCGACAGCCAGGUGCCUGCCGUGCCGCAGGCGCCUGGCCGGGAGGACAGCGGCGCAGGCCCUCCGUCGCCGUCCUCCACGCACACGGAGGAUAAGAGAAGCAGCGCGAGCGGGGACGGGCUGGGGCACCGCGGCGCCAGAGCCUGCGAGGAAGUUGCCUGGACGGACCCGAGGCUGCGGGUGGUCGUGGUCGCUGGGAAGAGCACGCAGCAGGCGCGGAGGGCAGAGAGGGACCUUGGCAUCCCUGCUGGGGCCAGCCGGCCAGCUGGAUCCAACGCCUUGGUCGCGGUGGAGAUCGCGUGCGACCCUGGCGGCUACGGAGGCGGCUCCACGGUGCUGGGCGCUGGCGAGCUGGCAGACUUGAUGGACGUCGCCAGCGCCGCCAUCGUGAGGCCGAGCGGGAGCGCGGUGUUCGAGCUCGUGUACCGCGGCGUGCCGAUGGUGCUGGACCUGCCCCGGGGCGCCUCCGCGACGGAGGAGUUCGCCGCGCAGAGGCUGGAGGAGGCCGGGCGCGGGGUCGUCCUGCGCGGCAAGGCCCCGGGCGCCCUGGAGGCCGCCCUGCGCAGGGCCCUGGCGCUGGGGCGCGACCAGGCCCUGGCCGCGGACGGCAGCGGCGCCCUGCUGCAGACGUGCGAGCGGCUGCUCCGGCGGGCCGCCGCGCUGAGCGGCCAGGCCUUCCUGGGCGAGCGGGAGGCGGCGCCGCCGGCCAAGGCGGCCCCGCCGCUGGCCUUUGUGCUGCCUCGCCAGCAGUCUUUCGGCAGCCAGGCGGCGCCUGCAUCGCUGGCGGCAGCGCCGCGGCAGCCGCCGCAGGCCUCCGGAGACCUGCCUCCCACGUGGCAGGGCCCUGCCCCCGUCGCCGCGGCGGGGGCGCCCCCGAGGGUGCCAAGCGCUCCGCCCCAUCGCAACAGCGAGCCAGCGGCGUCGAGCAGGGCGGAGGUGCCCAUCGUGAAAGCCAGCAGCUGCUUCCAGGUGAUCUAGCCAUCAGGGAGGAGGUGCACAUCGUGAAGUUCAGCGGCUGUUUCCAGGUGAUCUUGCCGUGCUGCGCUGGGUGCCAUGUGGGCAGUCGCGCUCUUCCGUGCCUCUCCUCGUGACUUCUGGAGCUCCCCAG